Messenger RNA from Nerophis lumbriciformis (worm pipefish), 1140 nucleotides. The record is from RefSeq and is a predicted model, not a curated record. NCBI's taxonomy places the organism in Eukaryota, Metazoa, Chordata, Actinopteri, Syngnathiformes, Syngnathidae.
AUGAACUGUGCUCUUGAAGGAAACGGCAUAAAAGCUUUUGGAAAGGCCAUUUAUGCACUUUCACGAAUUGCAGAUGAACUGUGGUUGGACCCCAUGGUCAAGGGGCUGGCUCUGAGAUCAGUGAAUUCAUCUCAGACUGCAUAUGCCUGCUUCUUCUUCUCGCCAAUGUUCUUUCACACCUACAGCCUGGCAUCAGAGCAGACCAUUAAACCCAUUCGUUGCAAGCUGGCUAUGAAGUCUUUGCUACCACUUUUCCGAUGUUCAAUUACAAACGAGCGGAAUGUGGAGCGAUGUCAAAUAUCUGUCGACACUCCAAAUGACAGAGUAAUGAUUCAAUUUUUCUGUAGGCACGGUAUCACAAAAACCCACAACCUAUGUUACCAGGAGAGCGCUCCUCUGCAGGCUGUGUUUGAUUCACAUUUAUGUGCAAAUGUACUUCAGGGUCCAGCCAGGCUUCUUGCGAAUAUGGUGAUGCAUUUCCAAAGAAGUCAAGAGGAAGUCACUCUAUCUAUAACUCCUCUGCGAGUCAGUCUGAGGAAUUACCACGAAGGAAGAAAUGAUCACAUGAAGAUGAUGUACACAGAAAUGUCUUUACACCCUGACGAAUUUGACUUUUUUCAGUCUGGAGGCGACACAGCCAUCACUUUCUGUCUGAAAGAACUGAGGGCUUUGCUGACCUUUGCGGAGUCGCUCUACCUAUUGGUCUCAGUCCAAUUCGGUGCUGCAGGAAAGCCUCUGUGCUUCUCUGUGGAAAACCCUGUCCUCGAAGCCACGGUGGUGCUGGCUACUCUAAAUGACUAUGACAGUGGGGGCCCAUCUCGACCGACAAAUACCCUAGAACCAACUAUAUCUCGAUGCACGGAUGCUGCAGCCAGAGACAACCCUUCCAGUCCAGGUGCUGUCAUGGAAGUGGUCCCAUCCAGCCAGGGCAGCCCCACCGAUAGGCCAGACUCUCAUCUGCUGCUUUACAACAGCAAACUUCUUGAAGUUUGCACCAUCGAUAUGACUGGGAGUAGUCCUGCCUCCUCCAUGAUCUGCUCCCUCCUGUUUCAAGCUUCCCCGUCAAAGCAAGAUGAGAAUUGUGCUGCCUCGGUUCUGGUUUGUGAGAGCGAAAUGGAGAUGGACGAAGACCUGGAAUGA